CAAUCAUCGAACGCCAAGUAUUCGAUUUUCUCGGAUACAUGUGGGCGCCCAUAUUGGUCAAUUUCUUUCACAUAAUAUUCAUCAUAUUGGGAUUUUAUGGAGCAUAUCAUUUUAGAAUAAAAUAUAUAAUAACCUAUUUAGUAUGGAGCUUCAUUUGGAUUGGUUGGAAUGCGUUUCUGAUAUGCUUUUACCUGAAUGUAGGCAUAUUGGAUCGGGACAGCGAUCUGCUCAAUUUGGGCACCGGUAGCGUCUCCUGGUUCGAGGUGAACGGUUAUGGUUGCAAGCCAACAUAUCCAGUGAAUAUCACCUCAGACGAUCCAUUUCGUCCCAUACGUCCGGAACGUGUGGAUGAUUGCUUAUUAGAUUAUACUAUAGUCGAAGUAGUACAAUCGGGUGUGCAAUGUGCUUUAGCGUUACUUGGUAUUUUAGGCGCCAUAUUAAUAAGUUACAUAUUCCUCGAUGAAGAUGACAGAUUCGAUUUCGUGAAUGGCGACGCCAAGAGUCCCCAGCACACGGUGGUCCAUCCAAUGUACGUGAGCUACAGCAGCAUACCGACCUCGGCAAGCGCUAGCGCCACAUUGCUCUCAAACAAGCAUCACAACAAUCACCAAGCACUUAACAACAAUAACAACCACCACCAAAUUCAUCCGCAACAACAGCAACUGCAACUGCAGCAGCAGCUCAGUCAUCAUCAGCAACCAAAUAAUUUUAACAGUAACACAUUUCUAAUACACACGAACAGCAUCAGCAACAACAGCCAUAGCCAUAGCCGUAGUCAUAGUCAUAAUCAUAGUCAGAGUCAGAGUCAAAGCAACAAUAGUCGCAGCCGCAGCCGCAGCCGCAGCAAUAGCCAAAGUGGUGGGGUUGGUGGCGGUGGCAUUGGCAAUGGCGGCGGUGGCGCGGCGAGAAAGGGUCGUGGCGGCGGCGGUGGCGGCGGUGGCGGUGGCGAUGGCAACUGCAACUCGCUCAGCGCAAGCAAAACGAGUACACUGACGCGCAUUCUUUACAGCCCGAAGAGUAGCAAUAAGAUCGGCUCAUCCACGGGCAACACCAUACUCCCCGUAGAUAUGUUGCAGCGACAACAAUCGCUACCACAAACGCAUACCGUGACGUCAUUAGGCGGUGGCGGCGGGCAGCACUACUAUGACGACAGCACUGCCAAAGCGGAUCAGCUGUACACGAACAGCAAUCGACGGCAAUUCUUGAAUGGUAUGACAUAUCAGCAGCACCAACAGCAGCAGCAGCAACAACAAAAUGCUGGCACACCAAACUCCUCAACGCACGACAACACCACAUCGUCGCUCUCGUAUGCUUCGCUGCAGAAUUCCAAUUUGAAUUUGACACAGAGCUUGCGUGGCGGCCAUGGUGGUGGUGGGUUUGGCUACACGGGCACGGGUGGUGGUGGUAAUGGCAUGUGUGCGGGUGUGGUGGGCUCUAGCUCUGGCGGUUUUGGUCGUGGCGGUGGCGGUGGCGGGGGCAUGACCGCCGCCUCGUCGCAAGCCACGCUCAGUCCGCUUAGCAAUAGCCAAUUUAGUCUCAGCAAUAGUAUCAACAAUAAUUAUAGCAACCAUAGUGGCAGCACCGCCAACAACAACAACCACACCAAUUACAGCAAUGUCUUAAAUAACCAUACUAACUAUGUAAAUAACAAUAACGGUAGCAUGGGUAGCGGCGUUGGUGGCGGUCACUUCGCGCGCAUUCACGCUAAACCCAAGCCGCCUAAGUCGACGAGCUACAGCAGCUUCAUCAACAAUGGCAGCGCGGCGAAUCUCACUAAUGGUGUCGGCAUCGGCGUCGGUGGCGGCGGCAGCGGCAGCGCUGGGGGUUCCAUGACCAAUAUCCAUCGUCCAGACAUCAAGUAUACGCAAAUGUCCAACGAGCGCCUGUCGCGCAACUUGGAGGAGGGUCUAGAGGACGACAAUUUCUCGCUGCAGAAUUUCAAAACCGAUGACGGUAUUACCUAUGUACCCUUCCAGAAACCAACGCCAGGCGCACUCUUCGUCGGCCAGAAUAACAAUCCCUCGUAUGUGUCGUUGAACUCAUUUGGAGGCACGCAGAUUUCGCCCAACAACAAUGCUAGUCCAAAUACGAUUAACAACAAUGCUUUACCGCAAUUCACGCGCAGCAUUUCUCAGUUGGCGCCACCACCACCGCCACCGCCACCGGCUCUCCAAGAAGGAGAGAUACUUUUAGAGCGCGGCGCUGUACUACAACCCGCCUACAACUAUCAGCCACAUGCACAGCAACAGCAAAUGCUGUUGCAGUCACAGGCUGCACAAGGCGCGCAGCAACAGCAACAGCCACUAAUGAAUCCUGCCAAUCGUUUUCUCUACCAACAAAACGGCCUACCAUUCCAUCCAGCCUACAAUAAGCCCAUUCCAGUGCCACUACCGGUGCCCACGCAUACGUCGUCGCCCAUGUCUGCGCAAUAUCAUCACCACAUGAGCCCAGUCGCCAAACAACCGCCACGCCCAACAAACAUUCCAUUACCCACCAUUCCGCCACAUUCAUUCGACACGCCCAUUUCACCCUCAGAGGUUACACCUCCACCACCUCCUGCGCCACGUCCACACAUUUUCCAGCCACGUUCCGGCCAUGCGCCCUACCCCGAUCUCUCACCUGAGGUGACCGAGAAAUAUGCCAUGCCCACACAGUACGUACCGCGCUCACCGGUCGCUUCGCGUAUUGCGCGUCGUCAGCGCCAACAACAACAGACGUCGCAUAAUUAUCACCACCAGCAGUCGGCGCAGCCGGCGACGCAUCACGUGAAUACGUCAGCAAACUUUUGCGAUCAAGUGCGUGAUGCGCCACCUGGCUAUAUAGUGGACGCAGGCUUCAGCAUUGUGCGCGCCAAAAGCUAUGACCGCCUGGCCUCGUCGUCGUCGGGUUCCGUGCGACGCGAUGCGAAAGGCGAAGCACAGUCGAAGCAGGCGCAAGUCAAUGCCGAAGCAGCGCCGCAUGUAAAUAGGCGCAGUGGUCGUCGUGAUGCCGCCGCACGCGCGCGUCCACGAUCCUAUUGCAAUUCGAUGUCUGGUGGUGAGGGCGUGAUACGCGGUAGUUUGGUCUAUGAGCGCGAUUUUGUGGUCGAGAGUGGAGUUAAUGGUGCUGAUGGUGUUGGUAGUAGUGGCGCAGGUGAGGGAGGUGGACAGUUUGUUGGUGGUGAUCAGUUGGCAUAGGCAGAGGCUGGGAAAGUGAGUAGUACAGUAUUGGAGGCACAAAAGCUGCGAACUACCAGCGAUCGUACACGAUAUUGAGGUAGAGUUUCGGAGAAGGGAUAUGCAUACAUAGUAUUCGGGAAUAUAGUUGACAAAACCGCUUUGUAAAAUGUACAGUGAUUGAGAAAAGCCAAUGGAUGCAUUCUUUCUCGAUAGGCUGAGAGCGUAAUGAGGUCAGAAAAAUAAUUAGCGCAUGACAUUUUUUGCGAUAAAACGAUGUUGAAAGCAAUAAAAGUAGGAGAUACAGAUUUUCCGAAGCUCUUAGAGCGGCGACUAACUUGUAGAGCUUUUGCUCUUUUGAUGCUCAUGUAAAAUCAACAGAAAUCUUUAAAGGCUCUGCCCGCGGUCUAUGUUUUUGAUCGAGUCCGCCUUAGAGCGGUGAUGAAAUUCUGAACUUUUUAAGCUUUCUAUCUAUUUUAUAUAAGCAUGCACAGGCUAAAAGCCCUCUCUGCUCAUUACAGCCUCAAGAGUUUUUAGUCGUCUUAAAUUGGUCAUGACAAAUUUUAAGCGCUUCAGUAAAACCAUAAGGAGCUUACAUAGGUUUAAAGGAGUUGUGAGCGCCUUUGUACAAAGGGUGGAAUUUCAAAAGCUCUUUCUGUAGCACGAAAGCUCCUCAAGGAAUAACAAAGUGCACAAAUGCACUCGGGUAAGAAAUUUAAAAAAAAGGUCAAAAAGCAAGAGAUUAUUAGACCGAUUUGUAGAGUAGUGAUCGAAAGCAAAAAUUUUAAAGCUAUUUGUAGCUAAAAGCCGUAGAAGUGGUACUUUGUGAAGAAAAAGUUGUGCUCAAAGGACUUUUACUUUCCAAAACCGUUACCUACAUAUAUAUUGCACUUACAGCCUCUCCAAAGUCACCGAGAAUCGCCAAGAAGUAGCUAUCAUUCCAUUCAAAGCGGUGUCAGUUCAUUUCUGUGUUUUAUCUGUACCCACUUUCAUUGCGCUUAAACUCACUUCAUUCAUUUAUAUUCAUGCCCAUGCCGCUGCAUUGGUUUUGUUUAAAAUUUUCUUGCUAUUUUCUUUUAAUUUCAUUAAUUUUAAUUUCUUAGACUCAUAGAUUACGAUUGCUGAUUUGAAUGCUCUCAUUUGCGGAAAAGUGGUGGUUAAAUGGUUGUUGAAGCUUCUUCUUUAUCUAACUCACUCUCUCACGUAGCUGCGGCCUCUCAAUCGAACAUGAAAAAUUUAAUCAUGCUCUCAAACAUGCAAGCUCUCUACUAAAUCGUUUAUUUAACGCGCGCCAGCCCACUUCGUGUCACCGUGGCGCCGUCGCGCCGUUAAAUGUUGCUUGCGCUGAAGUUGCUGUUGCUACUAUCUACGAGGGCGAUGUUGCUGCAAUACAUAUAUUGCUAAGUGAAUAUAAAUUUGCCACAGCAAACGGCUUAAAAGAUGUAUGUAAAGGUCAAGCGAAUUCCUUGAAAAAUUAAAUAUUAAGAAAACGCUAAUCAAUUUAAUGGCAUGUAAAUGUUUGCAAAGAAUGCAAGUGAAGAAAUUUGAAAUUCAAUGUUGUGUACUAAAAAUGUGUUAAAGAAAAACGGAAAUGAAAAAUGUUCCAAAAUAUUUGGUGUUGUUAGUUAGUUUGUGUAUUAGAAUUUAUGUUCUUAACCUGCAUACGAAUACAUACUUACAACACACACGUAUACAUACUUAUACACUUGUUUGUAUUGUAAAUUGAUGAUGUAAAUUAUACUAUAUACAUACAAUGUAUUAUUAUUUAACGAACACACAUACUUAUUUAGUUAUAUGUAUGUAUGAAUAUUCUUGUACAUAAUAUUGUUUUUUUUUUUUGCUACAACAUAAAAUAACUUGUAAUUCUUAUAACAAUACUGGUAUGGGUAUUCGAUUUGUUUUGAACGAAUUUGGAGUUAGAAAUCUCACAAAACUGGAUACACAAAACACGAUUAAUAAGUAGCUUAGCUAAACACAAAAUUAGUAGGGUUUGAGCGCAUAUGACGGUGCUGGCAACAUGUAUCGGGCGACGGCAUGUUGCUAGCGCUGGCGUAGAGGAGAAUAUGUUGGUAGCGGAGGUGGUGGGCGUACGUGGCAAUUAACAAAUCACAUGAGGGAUUUAUUGAGUUAAAUCGAGAAUGAGAUUAAUAAAGAUCAGUGCAAAAUAUCGCGAAAGAGAGUGAAGUGAGAUCAAGGUAAUUAAAGAGAAAAGGGAAAAUAAAUAUAGGCAAAGAAAAAUGAGAACGUUGGGACCGAAGUGAUAAGUAGAAGGAAAAAAAAUACGGACAAAGACAUGUUUACAACUUAAAGUACGGGCAUAGAAAGAGACACAGAUAUGGAACCAAAAGAAAAAGUAAUAAAAUAAAAUAAAAAUACAGUUAUCUAAAGAAACAGAUAUAAUAUGCAGGUUCAGACAAAAAAACGAUAAACAUAAAAUUUUAUAAAGAGAUCAAGAUAACAACAAUGAAGAGAUAAUGACAAACAGGCGCAUCAAUAUCAAGGGAACGAUAACGAUAAAGAUAAUAUUAAAGACAUAGAAAAAAAGAUAAAAAA
Molecule: messenger RNA, 5708 nt
Organism: Rhagoletis zephyria (snowberry fruit fly)
Lineage: Eukaryota; Metazoa; Arthropoda; Insecta; Diptera; Tephritidae
Product: sodium/potassium-transporting ATPase subunit beta-1-interacting protein-like
Biological process (GO): regulation of sodium ion transport
Source: RefSeq, a predicted model, not a curated record